Toxotes jaculatrix (banded archerfish) is the source of this 1096-nucleotide messenger RNA. It is a transcript of the gene baalcb, whose product is annotated as BAALC binder of MAP3K1 and KLF4 b. Gene Ontology annotation, cellular component: cytoplasm. Lineage: Eukaryota; Metazoa; Chordata; Actinopteri; Toxotidae. The transcript is spliced from 6 exons. The record is from RefSeq and is a predicted model, not a curated record. The coding region runs from base 512 to 1096 and encodes 194 amino acids.
UUGAGGGAGGAUGAGUGGAGGAGCGGACGGUGCGGACGGACGCGCGGUCUGUAACCGACCGGAGGAGCGUCAGUACUGACAACAUGUUACAGGUCUGUCCGAGAGACGACACGGAGGAGCGUCUCUGCAGCAUCAGUUUUGACUACAGGUUUUGAUGUCCAGCAGGCUCCUGUGUGAUGUGGUCUCUUUGACCUGACGGACAAUUAGAAGAUGCUGCCUCCAAAUGCUCAUGAAGGAAUGUAAACGCGACUGAGCUAACAGGAACAGGAGACACUCGAUCCGCUCUCUGAAAGAUAGAAGUAAUUGGAGACUAAUCAUCAGUCCUAUGAGCGCACUCGCUUUCUCCCGCAGCUGUGUGCUGUGUUAGGAAAGAAACUGGUGCACAUUCAGCUCACCCGGUCAGCACUACAGCGUUCUGUGAUUACAUUAAAAUACCAGUGUAAAUCCACUCUUCUUUGUCGGCUCUGAAGAAGAGUCCAGCUGGGAAGUGAAGGAGCCCUGAGGCAGAGCCAUGGGCUGUGGAGGGAGCAGGACUGACGCACUGGAGCCUCGAUACCUGGAGAGCUGGACCAAAGAGACGGAGUCGACAUGGCUGACCAGCACAGACACUGACAUCCCUCUGUCGUCCAUCCAGAGCAUCCCCUCUGAGAACUCUGAGGCCGGCUUCACUUCUGAGAAAACAAUCAGCCCUGUUCCAGAUUUCUUUGAGGACGGCCUCCCUCCUCCGGCUCAGGCGUAUCUGAAGGUCUGCUCCGCCGUGUCUGAAGCCAGCCUGAAUGACGUGAAACCCAGCAGCCCUCCCGCAAUACUGGCCUCUCCACCCAAAGAGGAGGUGUUGCCUUCGUCUGGCACCACAGUGCAGCGACGAAGCGUUCUACACACUGAAGAGAUUCAAAAGUGUCAAACAUUUCCUGGUCCCAGCCUCUCAGAUACAAAAUGGCAGGACAAUCGGAUGUCGACCAAGCAGGUGACCAUCACAGUGACACAGAGCAUCCAUCAGGUGGACAAGAACGGGAAGGUGAAGAAGUCCCUCACCACCUACGAGGUUAUGAAACCUGUGGAGGCUCUAAAACAGGUGGCCACACAAAACACUUGA